This is a messenger RNA of Phytophthora nicotianae INRA-310, 1753 nucleotides long. RefSeq lists its product as hypothetical. The transcript is spliced from 3 exons. The coding region runs from base 172 to 1647 and encodes 491 amino acids. Gene Ontology annotation, molecular function: protein serine/threonine kinase activity; ATP binding. The record is from RefSeq and is a predicted model, not a curated record. Gene Ontology annotation, biological process: protein phosphorylation. NCBI's taxonomy places the organism in Eukaryota, Oomycota, Peronosporomycetes, Peronosporales, Peronosporaceae.
UAUCGAAGGGUUUACUUAUUCUUGACUGAAGGUUACGCCAGCCGAUAGCAAUUCAUGUCGUUGAAGUGGUAGAGGCAAUAAUAUCGUGCAUCUUAGCCUCUUUCAUCAGUAGCUGUAGAUCUCAGUUCGCAGUUUUCUCGGCAGCAGUUUCGUCGCGAUCUUUUUCGAGCUAUGGCUGCACGAGGCGCCGUGUUGUCGAUGACUCCUCCGCCACGUCGCGCUUCCUGUGGUCAACAGACGGGGGAGGCCCACGUCAAAGAUGGCAAUGGCUGGUUCUACCACACGGUAUCGGCUGCAACGCCUACGGAAAAGCGUAAGGCUAAGCUGUUCAAACAGGAGGCUGGCGAACGCCAGAGCGACAGUGACGGCGACGAUGAUACGGCUUCACAGCAAUAUGCGUGGAGUGUGGGCUCCACCCAACGUCGAAACAGUCUCGACAGCUCCGUGCAGUUGGAACGCACGCGCGAGAUCGCUGGAAACAUGCAGGACAGCAUCUUGGCCAGGAUAUCGACGCUCCGAGCGCUCUGUGAUGAAGGAUUCAUCACGGAGGAAGAGUACGAACGACGCAAAUGUGCCAUUGUGGACGAACUCACGUUCUCGUCAUUGGCACCAGCAUCAAGCACGCAAAAUACAGUCACCCAGAGGAGACGUAUGUCGUUCCGACGGACGGAAGGUUUGCCGCUGAUUGUUCCACACGCGCCGGACUUCCGGGGUGUCAGUCCGGAGCUCGCUAUCAAGCACGUGUUCGAUUACUCCACGCGCCAAUGGAGCAGCAAGCAGGUGUUCAUCAAUCUGGACGAGACGCCAUUUAGUAAAGGAAGUCUCCGGAUUGUGUAUCAUUUGCAGGAUCUGAGCACGGAUACUUCCGCGAGUUUGUCUAAUGGUGGCUGCUACACUGGUAGCUACGUGGCCAAGCUAGCCAUCGACCCGGACGAAGACCCGCAGACGUACUUCAGAGACAUCGAACUACAAGCCCAUUGCGCUCACUACGCUCAAGUCUACAACUCUUACACUCCACCCAAACGUGUCGAGUUCAUCCCAGCGUGGGUGUUAGAAUUACCCGAGCGAAAUGGUGCCUUGUGCGCAGUGGAGGCUUACAUCCCAGGAGAAUACCGCAAGCACAACAACAACUUUGGGUCAGUAAGCGACGAUGAACGCAAUACCCCACAAGCAUUUUCUCACUUCACGUACGAAGCCUCGAAUCAUGAGCUACUAGCUGUGGAUAUCCAAGGCGUGGGGGAUCUGUACACAGACCCACAGAUCCAUACACUCAACGGCCACGACUUUGGCAAAGGCAACCUCGGCGUUUUGGGCUUCCAGAAGUUCCUCUCGUCGCACCGAUGCAAUUCCAUUUGCCGCUAUCUCAAGCUCCCAGCGGUUAAUCCAAAGUCUCGUCACGCUGACUCCGGUACUUUACCCGUACAAGAAGUGAUGAAUCGCGACCGUGUACGACCUACACAUUUCGACUCGCGACACUAUUACGAGAACGCUCCUAUGCUGCAGAAGUAUGUGAGUCAGUGCCGCGAAACGGACAGUUCAUUGUCCGCUUCGUCUUCGAGUUGUUCCAAGAGAUUCCGCAAGCGCCAUACUCACCAGCAAUCCGGCUUCGCUCACUUCUGCAAGGUGUUGUUCUGCGGAGGCUGCUAAUUAUCUGCACUCUUCAUAUCUUCAGCUUUUGAUUCAAAAUCCCGUCAGCUAAAGUAUAAGGCGAAUCCAAACUUAUCUCUAGAAAUCAAACAAUUCCACUAACCUA